CUAAACCCUACACAAGAUAUAAAGACUCGAUUGAAGGGUUUUAGCAGUCUCGGCUUACUCUUACCCUCAGUGUGCUGUUUGCCAGUUUUCUGAUGGCGAAGCGUUUGGUUCCACUGUUGAAUCGUGUUCUUGUUGAGAGAAUUGUCCCUCCAUCCAAAACCACUACCGGAAUCUUACUCCCUGAGAAGUCCGCCAAGCUGAACUCUGGAAAAGUCAUUGCCGUGGGUCCUGGGACUCGUGAUAAGGAGGGCAGCUUUAUCCCUGCCACUGUGAAAGAAGGAGACACUGUUCUGUUACCAGAGUAUGGAGGAACUGAAGUGAAGCUUGGUGAUAAAGAGUACCACCUAUAUCGAGAUGAGGACAUAUUGGGAACACUGCACGACUGAUUAUCAAUGGAGUUAAAUUUGUCCAUGAGUUAUCCUGGAGGAUUUGAGUUCCAUAGCAUGUAUUUGAGUCUGCCCUUUGUUGAUGCCCUACCGUCAGUGCUGCUUAUAAAUUAGAUUAGAUGAAAGAAACAUGUAAAACUGUUCUGUUAUUGGGCAAAUAAUUUUAAUGCAACUAAAACGUCUUUGGUUUGUGUUGGAGUAUUACAUAAACUCUUUUGAACACAUUGAAGAAGUUUAAGGGACUGUUUGGGAAUGCUUAUGUAGGAAGCAUUUAUGCUUAUAAA
Molecule: messenger RNA, 670 nt
Organism: Prunus mume (Japanese apricot)
Lineage: Eukaryota; Viridiplantae; Streptophyta; Magnoliopsida; Rosales; Rosaceae
Product: 10 kDa chaperonin, mitochondrial-like
Cellular component (GO): mitochondrion
Molecular function (GO): metal ion binding; protein folding chaperone; ATP binding
Source: RefSeq, a predicted model, not a curated record